GAGUUGGGCUGCCACCGGGGUUGGAGUGUAAAAGGCUUCGCGAAGGGAUUUAUUAUUUCUUUUCCCAUCGGAAGCUGAAAUUGGUUUGCUAUCCACGCAAGGCUUCGGUCAGAUAAAGAGUGGGAAAUGGCUGGUGGCAAGGCAGGAAAAGACAGCGGCAAAGCCAAGGCAAAAGCGGUGUCUCGCUCGCAGAGGGCCGGGCUUCAGUUCCCGGUGGGUCGCAUCCACAGGCACUUGAAGACCCGCACCACCAGCCAUGGUCGCGUUGGAGCCACAGCAGCCGUGUACAGCGCCGCCAUCCUGGAGUACCUCACGGCUGAAGUGCUGGAGUUGGCAGGCAACGCGUCCAAAGACUUGAAGGUGAAGCGCAUCACUCCUCGUCACUUGCAGCUGGCCAUCCGUGGCGACGAGGAGUUGGACUCGCUUAUCAAGGCCACCAUCGCUGGCGGAGGCGUCAUCCCCCACAUCCACAAGUCCCUCAUCGGCAAGAAGGGCCAACAGAAGACGGUAUAAACGCCGCCUUGACCUUCGCUCCCUGGGCUUGGCUUUUGAUUGGACCAGAGGUUCACAAUUGUCCUUUUUGUUGUUGUUGUUGUUAUUUUUACUAUUAAUGUUUUAUGAUGGCAAACCAAGAGUGAGUGUCAGCCCCCCCCAACUAGGAAAAAGAAACACUUAAUGACUAGAGAUGUCCGAUAAUAUCGGACUGCCGAUAUUAUCGGCCGACAAAUGCUUUAAAAUGUAAUAUCGGAAAUUAUCAGUAUCGGUUUCAUAAAGUAAAAUGUAUGACUUUUUAAAACGCCGCUUCUCCUCCACACAAACAGCGUGCCGGCCCAGUCACAUAAUAUCUACGGCUUUUACACACACACACAAGUGAAUGCAAGGCAUACUUGGUCAACAGCCAUACAGGUCACACUGGUCACACUGUGGGUCUGACAUAAUAUUGUGAAAGUCCAGUCCAUAGUGGAUCUAACAUAAUAGUGAGAGUCCAGUCCAUAGUGGAUCUAACAUAACAGUGUGAGAGUCCAGUCCAUAGUGGAUCUAACAUAAUAGUGUGAGAGUCCAGUCCAUAGUGGAUCUAACAUAAUAGUGUGAGAGUCCAGUCCAUAGUGGAUCUAACAUAAUAGUGUGAGAGUCCAGUCCAUAGUGGAUCUAACAUAAUAGUGUGAGAGUCCAGUCCAUAGUGGAUCUAACAUAAUAGUUUGAGAGUCCAGUCCAUAGUGGAUCUAACGUAAUAGUGAGAGUCCAGUCCAUAGUGGAUCUAACAUAAUAAUGUGAGAGUCCAGUCCAUAGUGGAUCUAACGUAAUAGUGUGAGAGUCCAGUCCAUAGUGGAUCUAACAUAAUAGUGUGAGAGUCCAGUCCAUAGUGGAUCUAACAUAAUAGUGAGAGUCCGGUCCAUAGUGGAUCUAACAUAACAGUGUGAGAGUCCAGUCCAUAGUGGAUCUAACAUAAUAGUGUGAAAGUCCAGUCCAUAGUGGAUCUAACAUAAUAGUGUGAGAGUCCAGUCCAUAGUGGAUCUAACAUAAUAGUGUGAGAGUCCAGUCCAUAGUGGAUCUAACAUAAUAGUGUGAGAGUCCAGUCCAUAGUGGAGCUAACAUAAUAGUGUGAGAGUCCAGUCCAUAGUGGGUCUAACAUAAUAGUGAGAGUCCAGUCCAUAGUGGAUCUAACAUAAUAGUGUGAGAGUCCAGUCCAUAGUGGAUCUAACAUAAUAGUGAGAGUCCAGUCCAUAGUGGAUCCAACAUAAUAGUGAGAGUCCAGUCCAUAGUGGAUCUAACAUAAUAGUGUGAGAGUCCAGUCCAUAGUGGAUCUAACAUAAUAGUGUGAGAGUCCAGUCCAUAGUGGAUCUAACAUAAUAGUGUGAGUCCAGUCCAUAGUGGAUCUAACAUAAUAGUGAGAGUCCAGUCCAUAGUGGAUCUAACAUAAUAGUGUGAGAGUCCAGUCCAUAGUGGAUCUAACAUAAUAGUGUGAGAGUCCAGUCCAUAGUGGAUCUAACAUAAUAGUGAGAGUCCAGUCCAUAGUGGAUCUAACAUAAUAGUGUGAGAGUCCAGUCCAUAGUGGAUCUAACAUAAUAGUGUGAGAGUCCAGUCCAUAGUGGAUCUAACAUAAUAGUGAGAGUCCAGUCCAUAGUGGAUGUAACAUAAUAGUGAGAGUCCAGUCCAUAGUGGAUCUAACAUAAUAGUGUGAGAGUCCAGUCCAUAGUGGGGCCAGCAGGAGACCACCUCAAGCGGAGACAGGGCAGAGAUGUCCCCAACUGAUGCACAGGCAAGCGGUCCACUCCGGGUCCCGACUCUUGUUACAUUGUUUAAUGCAUCCAGCGGGGCAUCACAACGAAAUUAGGCAUAAUAAUGUGUUCAUUCCACGACUAUAUAUCGGAAUCGGUAAUUAAGAGUCGGACAAUAUCGAAAUAUCGGCAAAAAAGGCCAUUAUCGGACAUCUCUAUCAAUGACCCUUUGUGUGUGUCGUUAGAAUGUUUGACUGGGAGUUGAAAAACAGCGACAGUGAAUUUGUUUGAUUGGCCUGUUAUGUUUUGUAUUGAAAAGAAAAAAAAAAAAAAUUGUUAA
Molecule: messenger RNA, 2559 nt
Organism: Entelurus aequoreus (snake pipefish)
Lineage: Eukaryota; Metazoa; Chordata; Actinopteri; Syngnathiformes; Syngnathidae
Product: histone H2A.V
Exons: 4
Coding region: 127-513 (128 amino acids)
Cellular component (GO): nucleosome
Molecular function (GO): protein heterodimerization activity; structural constituent of chromatin; DNA binding
Source: RefSeq, a predicted model, not a curated record